AUGAGCUGGGGGGCGCCCGAAUACCUGUACCUGGUGCUGGUGCUCAACCAGGUGGCGCUGCCAGAGGAGGCGCUCUUCAUACUCAGGUACCAGAAGUUUUACAGCCUCACGCGCCCCGGCGGCGCGUACAAGCAGCUGCUGUCCCCCGAGGACUCCUCCAUGAUCCCGCUGCUCUCCGCGUUCCAGCGGCUGGCGGUGUACCGCCGCGUGAAGCUGCCGCCCCAGGCGCUGCGCGGGCAGGCGCUGUACGAUUACUACGACGCGCUCGUUGCCAAGUACAUCGGGCGGGAGCGGCUGUACUGGUGA
Messenger RNA from Monoraphidium neglectum, 306 nucleotides. RefSeq names its product myo-inositol oxygenase. The transcript has 3 exons. Bases 1 to 306 code for a protein of 101 amino acids. The record is from RefSeq and is a predicted model, not a curated record. NCBI's taxonomy places the organism in Eukaryota, Viridiplantae, Chlorophyta, Chlorophyceae, Sphaeropleales, Selenastraceae. Gene Ontology annotation, biological process: inositol catabolic process. Gene Ontology annotation, cellular component: cytoplasm. Gene Ontology annotation, molecular function: inositol oxygenase activity; iron ion binding.